AUGAAUAUAUCAGCUCCCCUCUGCGCUCCCACUGCGGAUGCAGCGUUCGGCCCCGUUGUCGACGCGGCGUGUCGCGAUGGGUUCGACUUCACUCUCGUCUUUGAGCAGUCCAUCUUUGUCCUUGUUCCCGCGUCGCUGCUUGUCCUCGCGGCGCCUCUGCGACUCAUCCAGCUACGCAAGUCGCCAAUCAAAGUCGUCGACCACGUAUCCCGCGUGAUCAAAUUGUCUGUUGUAGGUUGUCUCGCAGCUCUUCAGCUCGUCCUCAUCGCCCUCUGGGCAACCCAUGAUGGGCCUGCGCGUCUGAGCAGUGUCUCUGUUGCUGCUGCCUGUGUCUCCUUUGCCUCUAGCCUCAUGUCCUGUGCCCUCUCGUAUUUUGAACAUGGCAGAUCCCUUGGUCCCUCGUCGCUGCUCAAUGUCUUCUUGCUCGUGUCUCUGCUGCUCGACGCUGCUGUUUUACGAACCGUGUGGCUCUCCCUCUCCACCGUCGCUGCCAUCCGGGCUGUUCUCACGGCUUCGUUUGGUGUCAAGACGGCGCUGCUCGUGCUUGAGGCGAGAGAAAAGUCGGGCCACGUUGUUGGCCGGCACACUCUCGCCCCGGAGGAGACAUCCGGCCUGUAUAGCCGGGCCGUGUUUGCGUGGGUUGCUCCGCUUCUCCGGACCGGCUUCCGGCGCCUGCUUCGGCCGGCCGACUUGUUCCCGCUCGACGAGAAGAUGACAUCUCCCUCGACGCAGACGAACAAGCAUCGCCUCAUCUUCUGCUGUAUCGUCACUCUUCGCUCUGCCAUCAUCUCUGUUAUUGUCCCGCGGUUGUUUCUCCUUGCCUUUACCAUUUGCCAGCCUCUGGUCUUGACCCGCUUUCUCGGCUUUCUCAACGAUGAGGCGCAAUCGGUCAACGUUGGCUACGGGCUCAUUGGAGCUUACGGACUCGUGUACCUGGGCAUCGCGGCCACGCAGGCGCUGUACUGGCAUCAAAACGGCCGCUGUGUGACGAUGCUCCGAGGAGUCCUUGUGUCGGCUAUAUUUUCCAAGGUCACCGAGGUGAGCAUCGUUGCGGUCGACGAUUCUGCCGCCUUGACUCUCAUGUCUUCUGAUGUCGACGUCAUUGGCCGUGCUAUGAGGCAGAUUCACGAAUUCUGGGCCAAUGUCUUUCAGAUUGCAAUUGCGACCUGGCUUUUAAGCAAGCAGAUUGGGUAUGCGGCAGCAGGGCCCAUAAUCGUCUCUGUUCUUUCGCUGGGGGCGACCAUGUUUGUCUCGCCACUUGCGCAAAAAUAUCAGGUUGGUUGGCUUGAAAAGACUCAGAAGCGAGUUGGUAUAACUUCUGCCAUGAUUGGUCACAUCAAGAGCAUCAAAAUGUCUGGUCUCUCCAAACACCUUUCCGACACCAUUGCUGCUCUUCGCGUCCAAGAAAUCACCGCCUCCAAGCCCUUCCGAGUGGUGGGAGCAGUGACAUCUUCGGUGGCCCAAGUGCCGCUGCUUCUCUCUCCGGUUCUGGCUUUCGCCAUGUUCCAGGGCAUUACGGCGGCGACGGGACAAGUGCUCGAUGCUACACGCAUGUUUGCCGCGCUUUCGCUGAUUACGUUGCUUGCGCAGCCUCUGUUUUGGAUUUUCGAAGUGGUGCUGGAUAUGAGUGCUGCUUUUGGCGCGUUUGACCGAAUCCAAAAGUUUCUGGCCAGCUCUACUCGGGACGAGUACAGGACUGUGGAUACGGCCAAUGGGAUGGAUUCAACGACUGUCCACACUGGGGAAGAAGCUGGUUUGAUUGAGCUCCAGACUCCAAGGUCUCGCACCUCUCGCGCAUCUUUGUCGAGCCUCACAGCCACUGCCGUUGAGGUUGAGGAUGCUACGUUUGCCUGGACGUCAGAUCGACAGGUCUUGAAUAAUACCAGCUUCUCUCUCACCCGUGGCCAGUUUGCACUUCUAAUUGGCCCCGUGGCAUCUGGUAAGACAACUUUGCUCAAAGGACUCUUGGGAGAGGUGCCAUAUUGCAAAGGAAAGGUCUUUCUAGCUAGCAGCCGUCUUUCUUGGUGCGAACAGACUCCUUGGAUCCUGAAUCAAUCUAUUAGGGACAACAUAACAGCGUACUCCCACUUCGACCAGGACCUAUACGACCAGACGAUCAAGGCGUGUGAACUUGAAGAAGACUUUAGGCAACUUCCCCAGGGAGAUUUUACCAGUGUUGGCAGCAAAGGGCUCGCCCUCAGUGGUGGCCAAAAGCAGCGAGUGGCGCUGGCCAGGGCUGUGUACUCUCGACCCCGUAUCGCCUUGUUUGACGACAUAUUCAGCGGACUGGAUAACGCUACCUCGCAGCGCAUUUUUAGAAACUUGUUUUCUUCUACGGGACUAUUUAGAAGAUGGGGAACAACUGUUGUAUUGGCUACACAAACUGUCGAAUUCCUUGCAUCGGCCGAUCUAAUAAUCGCACUAGGUCGAGAGAGCAAGAUAAUAGAACAAGGGUCCUUUUCUCAGCUCUUAGCUUCAGAUGGAUAUGUUCAGAAUUUGGCCGCCGAGCGAGCCAUGGCCCCCCAUCCUGAAGUUCAAGAUGAGGCUAUUUCAGAAUCCAGAGCCGAAGCUGCUGCACCAAAAGUGGAAUACAAGGCCAAACAAGUAGAGAUGAAAGAUGAUAAACGUAGACAGCUCGGAGAUUCAACUGUCUACAAGUACUAUUUCGGUAGCAUUGGAUCAAUCUUCAUCAUAAUCCUGCUCUCUCUCGAGAUCGUCUGGGCUUUCCUCCAGAGCUUUCCAACUGUUUGGCUCAAGUUCUGGACAGACACGAACAGUCAAGGACACACCCGAACGGGAUUGUAUCUUGGAGUCUUCUCUGCUUUGCAAAUAAUCGGCGUUUUCUGGUUUGCCUUGCUUAUAUGGUUCGUUCUCGUCGUUGUCGCGGCAAAAUCGGGAGUGUCACUUCAUCAUAGACUCCUCUUAGCCGUUGUUAGUGCACCACUGUCACUCUUUACAACGACCGACUUGGGCUCGAUUACCACAAGAUUCUCUCAAGACAUUGGCAUUCUUGACAAUAACCUCCCACUCGCACUUGUGGUAACAAUAGCGAGCUUCUUCGGGGUCCUUGCUAGAGCAGGUCUUCUCGCGGCUUCAUCCUACUACGUAGCCAUCAGCUUCCCCUUUCUCGCCGCCUUGUAUUACUUCCUCCAGCGCGGCUACCUUCGCACGUCGCGACAGCUUCGUCUCCUUGACCUUGAGGAGAAGGCACCGGUUUACACGCAAUUCAUGGAAACGCUCUCUGGAAUUUCCACGAUCCGAGCGUUUGGAUGGCAAAACCAGGCCAUCUUGAAGAAUCACCAACUCGUCGACUCAUCUCAGAAGCCCUUCUAUCUUCUCAUCAUGGUCCAGCGAUGGCUCGUCCUCGUCCUCGAUCUGACCACCACGGCGCUCGCUCUCCUCAUUGUCGGGUUUUCCGUCAAGCUUCGCGGAUCAGUUUCCGUUGGGCUCACUGGCGUGUCGCUGGUCCAACUCAUCACCAUGAGCGAAACGCUGAAUAUGCUCAUCCAGUUUUGGACCUCGAUUGAGACUUCUAUCGGGGCCGUUGCUCGCAUCAAGCAAUUUGCCGAAGAGACCCCAGACGAGAGUCUUCCGGGAGAAGAUCAAGAGGUGCCUGCUAAUUGGCCAGACAAAGGACAUGUUGUCAUACAGGCUCUUGAGGCAUCGUAUGACGAGAGCGAUGGCAUCAAAGCUCUUGAUGGCGUUACGCUAGACCUGAAGCCAGGGGACAAGACUGCCAUUGUUGGGCGUACAGGAAGCGGUAAAUCCUCGCUCUUGUUAGCCAUCCUCCGCCUGCUCGACCCAUCUUCUGGCACUCUCAGCAUCGAUUCCGUCCUCCUCAGCACCAUCCCUCGCGAAAACAUUCGCUCCCGCAUCGUUACCGUAUCCCAGGACCAGUUCGUUCUCCCCGGAACCAUACGUCACAACAUUGACCCGUCAGCCUCCUACACCGACGACGCCAUUGUCGAAGCCCUGCAUGCGGUCGAUCUAUGGGCCGUGAUCGAUUCUCGCGGCGGCCUCGACGCGACUUUUGAGGAGGAUAUGCUGAGCCAUGGGCAAAAGCAACUCUUUUUCCUCGCGAGAGCUGUGCUGAAGAAGGAUUGCGGUAAAGUUGUUCUCUUGGACGAGGCCAGUAGCAGCCUAGACAAGGAAACAGAGCAGAUGGUCCGUACAAUCAUCAACACGCACUUCAAGAACCACACUGUCGUCUCCAUCGCCCAUCAUUUGGAAACGAUUCUAGAUUUCGACCGCGUCGUGGUCAUGGAUAAAGGCCGUGUUGUGGAAGUUGGACCGCCUCGAGAAUUACUUCAGUCUGCUGGCCAUGGCAAGUUCAAGGCUCUGUGGGAGGCAAAUAACCGCGGAGCACCCAACUAG
Molecule: messenger RNA, 4374 nt
Organism: Trichoderma aggressivum f. europaeum
Lineage: Eukaryota; Fungi; Ascomycota; Sordariomycetes; Hypocreales; Hypocreaceae
Exons: 15
Coding region: 1-4374 (1457 amino acids)
Biological process (GO): transmembrane transport
Cellular component (GO): membrane
Molecular function (GO): ABC-type transporter activity; ATP binding; ATP hydrolysis activity
Source: RefSeq, a predicted model, not a curated record